UCCCUGGGAGCUCGCUGUGACUUUAAGAGCUGUUGUUGCCUCGUGUUGUGAGGUGAGAAAUUCCCUCCUGGAGGAGGAAAUCGACACUGAUACUUGGAACUUGCUGGUAUUGCUGCCUUUCCUGGCACAGAGCGCAAAACAGGCUGCGGCGGAGCGAAAUCCCACAAGAGCUUUCUGACGCGAGUUCUGCAGAAGGAAAGUACCGCUGGGGAAAGUGACAAAGUCCUGGUAACAAGAAGAAUUUUUCUGGAUUGUAUCAUCUAUAAAAGCCAAUUCUUAGGCUUCUAUUUUAUUCUUUGCUCUUUGCUUCAUUUGUUUUUCUCUCUGCCUUAUUGUGUGCUCCAUCACAGCAGUCCUGCUGCUGGAAGAAGACCCAAAGAAAGAUGCACUAAACUCUUUUACAGCAACAAAGAAAAGCUUGGAUACUGUCUCAGCGCCUGCCAUAGCUCACAGUGCUGGAGAGGAGGAGAACUAGAGUGAAUUUGCUGUAGUUCUCAGUUCCACCCGUGUUUUCUGCUCACCCAGUGGUUGGUGUCCCCUGUUCCUGGAUUGUGCUUGAUGGGGAUCUCUGCUACGGGAGCAGUCUCUGCACUCAAAGGCAGGCUAGCAGGGAUAGGCGAGGUGGCCUCUAGAUGCUGGAAAGGCCAUUUGUAUAAGCUCCUGGCAGAAGGUCUCUUCUGGCACAGCUGCUGGCUGUAGGCCCACCAAGCCAAGGGUCAGGAUAGCCUCUCUGCAGCAUGUCUUCCAAGCCAGAGCAGAAAGAGGCCCACCAGGCUAAUGGGGCUGUGCUGCCCAUUGUGCCUGUGGACUGCCAUGUUGGUCCAGACCGGACACAGCUGGUGGAGCCCUUGGAGUUCCUGGGAUCUGAUGGUGAUGGGGUCGAAGUGGUGGUGCUGGAGUCCCGUGCAAAUGCCAAAGGGGUGCGAGAAGAAGAUGCCCUCUUGGAAAACGGCAGCCAGAGCAAUGAAAGCGAUGACACCAGCACAGACCGAGGUCCUGAGCCUGCCUCGCCACUCAAAGAGACUUCCUUUUCCAUUGGGCUCCAGGUCCUCUUCCCUUUCCUUCUGGCAGGCUUUGGGACAGUUGCUGCUGGAAUGGUGCUGGACAUCGUGCAGCAUUGGGAUGUCUUCAAAUAUGUGACUGAGGUAUUUAUCCUGGUACCUGCGCUACUGGGCCUGAAGGGGAACCUAGAGAUGACUCUGGCAUCUCGCCUGUCUACAGCUGCUAAUAUUGGCCAAAUGGACACACCCAAAGAGCUCUGGAGGAUGAUAACAGGGAACAUGGCUCUGAUACAGGUUCAGGCUACUGUGGUUGGCUUCCUGGCCUCAAUCGCAGCAGUAAUAUUCGGAUGGAUCCCGGAUGGCCACUUCAGCAUUGACCAUGCUGUCUUGCUUUGUGCCAGCAGUGUGGCUACUGCUUUCAUUGCUUCCCUUGUUCUGGGCAUGAUCAUGAUUGGGGUCAUCAUUGGAUCCAGGAAGAUGGGGAUCAAUCCUGAUAAUGUAGCCACACCGAUUGCUGCCAGCCUGGGGGACCUCAUCACCCUGGCUCUGCUUUCAGGAAUCAGCUGGGCCUUAUACAAAGAGCUGGAGAGCAAAGCAUAUGUGAAUCCUUUAGUGUGCGCCUUCUUCAUAGCUCUGCUGCCCAUCUGGAUCAUCAUUGCCAAGAAGAAUGCAGCGACUCGGGAGGUGCUGUACUCUGGCUGGGAGCCGGUCAUUAUUGCAAUGGCUAUCAGCAGUGUUGGUGGGUUAAUUUUGGACAGAACGGUUUCAGAUCCAAACUUUGCUGGGAUAGCUGUUUUCACGCCAGUUAUUAAUGGUGUGGGUGGCAACCUGGUAGCAGUGCAGGCUAGUCGCAUCUCCACUUACCUGCACAUGAAUGGGAUGCCCGGAGAGAGCUCUGAAACGGCCCCUCGCAAGUGCCCCAGCCCUUGCAGCACUUUCUUCAGCUCAGAUGUGAAUUCCCGCUCUGCCCGUGUGCUCUUUCUUCUGGUGGUACCUGGACACUUGGUUUUUCUUUACACCAUAAGCUCCAUGCGAGGUGGACACACUACACUCACCCUGAUUUUCAUACUCUUCUACAUGACAGCUGCCCUUCUCCAGGUUCUCAUCCUUCUGUACAUUGCUGACUGGAUGGUGCACUGGAUGUGGGGCAGGGACCUCGAUCCUGACAACUUCUCCAUCCCAUACUUGACAGCACUGGGGGACCUGAUUGGAACAGGUCUCCUUGCUCUCAGCUUCCACAUCCUCUGGCUCAUUGGUGAUCGGGACUCUGAUGUGGGAGACUAGCUCUCCUCACUGCCCUUCUUCUGACAGCUCUCCUUCCUCAAUGUGUUGUGGUUUUUUUUUUUUUGGUUUAUUUCUUUUCCUCCACUCUUGCUCUCCUUUGCUUCUUCUCCCUGUCUCUCUUGAGACUUCACCUUUGAUACUGGAUUCUCAUUAUUUUCAAUGGGAAUUUUAUGUGGUUUAUAUUUCAAGCCAAGUUUGUACAGAAUAUAAAUCUAGUUUUAGGAAGGACAAAAAAAGUGUAAAGAGACAAUCACCAAGUGCAAUUUCAUAGCAGUUGUAUCUGAACCAAGGCUACAGUGAGGAUACUGAUCAGUCAGAUCAUACAGGGAGCCCACCCUGUCCCAGUCACUAGAGGUGAAGGGCUGCUCUUUUCGCUUCAUAAGCGUUUUAAAUAUUGGAGGUAAGGUUCAGAUUUAUUUUACUGAACAGGCACCUUCUAGCAAAGUACAACCUCGUGGAUGAGGGCAUGGGAUAUCUCCUGUCUUCUCUACCCUGUCACCCUCCUCCCUUGUGUUCACUCUGAAUCCCCUUCCUGCGCGUAGCAUCCAAAGCACAUGACCCUCCAAUAGAAGGACUAGCGAAGAUACGUGAAGGGUGGUGAAACACCCAUUUCCUAUGUGCCCACAAGAAAGCCAAGUGAUAUCUCGGGCUUGCGGAGUGCAGAGCCCUGAAAUCUGGCUAUGAGUGGGCUGGUCUUUGCUGACAGAUUUAGGCUGGAGAACAGAAGCUCUCUCAAAUAUAGCUCCAUUUUGCCAACCAUCCUGCAGCAUCUGCAUCUCAGAAAUUACAAACGCCUUGUUCUGCCUCUCCCCAUCUUUCAUCUGCAGAUGGAGAGUGGUGAUCAUGGACUGAGUUCAGCUACCGCUGUGUGCAAAAGGAUAUGCUCUGCGCUUUGUCCAAAGAGGCUGCGAGCUAGCCCUAUCCAUCACUCUCCCCCUGCUGCCUGCCAGUGCUCAGCUGAAGGAAGCAGAGAUCUGCUGGAGCUGUGAUGGGUUUUGUAUGCAGGGCUGGUACGCGCACAUGUCUGCUUUGUGCUGGUAUAGGCACGGCACUGUUUUCACGGCAGCCUGUUCAGGAUGGGUGGAAAAAUAGAUCCUAUUUUUUGUGUUACGACUUACUUUCACAGUUGGUGAGUGCUGCUGAAGGGCCCAUUGCAGCUGGGAAGAGGCCAUUCAGUAUCUCUCACAGCUGAGCCUGAGGCACUUCAAAGCUGGGAAUGUUAUGCUGUUGGUGCCCCUUAGAAAAGGACGCCCAUGUUCAGCCAUUGGCUUUCUCCGGUGUGUGUAAGUGCUAGCUGGGAAACAGGUUAGCAGCUGCAGCCUGAUUUCUGAAGUCCGAGUCCUGAAGUUCAGUGCAGCUCUUUGUACUGGACUGCAGCAAAGGAAGGAGCUUGCCCUUGAGAAGGUUUGUGAAAUCUGGGGUCAGGGUUACAGCCUGGCUUGCAAGCAGUGGCUGAGUACUGUGCAAGUGCAGGGCUCUCUGCUCUGUUACUCUCCCCUCUGCUUUUUGUGCUCUUCAUCUAAGUAAUGCUGAGAUGCAUUCUCUUAUCCUGCUAGUACGUAUUGGAAGUCUGCAGCGGCAUAAUGAGAGAAAACCUGUUCUGGCUGUGCGACUAAGGCAUUUGUAAAUGGUCUUGCUGAAUGUUGUUGGCACUUAACACUCUUUAGUUUUUCCAUUUGGAUCUAAAUUGAUUCAGUAAACUGGAUGCAGUUUGGUGUAAGCAGGUCUGAUUGACUUGGAAACUUCACCCUAUUACACCAUGUUCAAAUGAUAUGCUCAGGCAGCCAGCCUCAUUCAACGGGCUUUAAUGUAUGAAUAUAAAUUGAAUGCAUGAUUUGAAGUGUGUGGGGGGAAGCUCUUAACAUCUGUGAAAGAUGGAAAAACACAGUAUAUUGCGUGGAGCCUGAUUUCAGUGCUCCAGUACACAAAGCUCGGGGAGCUGCUGGUAUCCUCCAGAACUCUGGGGAUGCCUGCAGUAUUCAGCACGGUAGCCCCUUACAUCCUGACCCUGAAAUAACAGCCAAGCUCUCGUCGUACUUAGCUGCGCAGGCUCGGAGUGCUUCAGUUCUGGUCCUGUUCUGGACACACUGCCUGUCCUGUUUAUUUGCAGCUCCACAGUAUAACCCUAAAGCUGCUGAAUUUGUGGUUGCCUGUAGGCUGCUGCUUUUCCUCUCUGUUUUUUUUUUUUCUUUGUCUAAGUGUGUUCCUCAUAG
Struthio camelus australis is the source of this 4498-nucleotide messenger RNA. NCBI's taxonomy places the organism in Eukaryota, Metazoa, Chordata, Aves, Struthioniformes, Struthionidae. The record is from RefSeq and is a predicted model, not a curated record.